GGCCCUGAUCUGCCCCGGGGUGGCCGUGCUGUGCCCCGGGUAGCUGUGCAGAGCUCCGGGCCGACACAGCCCCAACCCCUCGGGCCCCCUCCCUGAGCCCCGGCCCGGCCCGGCCAUGCGGCGGGAGUGUGGCCAUGUGCGGGCCAAGCUCCUCCCCGCCGCCGCCGCCCCUCGCCGCGCCGCGGGGACGUGCAGUGGCUCGGCGGGCCAUGGAGGCGGGCGGUGGGGCCGGAGCCCGGUGCCCCGCGCUGCUGCUGCUCCUGCUGGCGGCAGCGCUGGGAGGAGAGGCGGAGGCGGAGGAGCCGCGGCCGGCGCGGCAGCGCGGGGACGAGCAGUGCCAUUACUACGCGGGCGGGCAGGUGUACCCGGGGGAGGCGGCCCGGCUACCCGUCUCCGACCACUCGCUGCACCUCAGCCAGGCCAAGAUCUCCAAGCCAGCACCUUACUGGGAGGGAACAGCAGUCAUUAAUGGAGAGUUUAAAGAGCUGAAGCUAACAGAUUAUGAAGGAAAAUAUCUUGUCUUCUUCUUCUAUCCUCUUGACUUUACAUUUGUCUGUCCAACUGAGAUAAUUGCCUUCAGUGACCGAAUUGAAGAAUUCAGAGCAAUAAAUACUGAAGUAGUAGCAUGUUCUGUGGACUCAAAAUUCACUCACUUAGCCUGGAUUAAUACUCCUCGUAAACAAGGAGGACUUGGACCAAUGAAGAUUCCCCUUCUUUCUGAUCUGACACACCAGAUUUCAAAGGAUUAUGGAGUGUAUCUGGAAGAUCAAGGACAUACACUCAGAGGCCUUUUCAUUAUUGACAAUAAGAGAAUCCUUCGACAGAUCACAAUGAAUGACCUUCCUGUUGGGAGAUCAGUGGAUGAAACACUUCGUUUAGUGCAAGCAUUCCAGUACACAGACAAACAUGGAGAAGUUUGCCCUGCUGGUUGGAAACCUGGCAGUGAAACAAUCAAACCAGAGGAAGCCAUGAGAGUGUGGUGGCCAAGGGAAGAACUAUAAUUCCAGAUCCAGCUGGAAAACUGAAGUAUUUUGAUAAACUAAACUGAGGCUCACUUCUGUUGAAUUCAAUAGGUCACAUCCAACUUGAUUUUUGCCAAUAAAAUUUCAUUAAUUUUGGUA
This is a messenger RNA of Zonotrichia leucophrys gambelii, 1121 nucleotides long. It is a transcript of the gene PRDX4, whose product is annotated as peroxiredoxin 4. Lineage: Eukaryota; Metazoa; Chordata; Aves; Passeriformes; Passerellidae. The record is from RefSeq and is a predicted model, not a curated record. Bases 135 to 1001 code for a protein of 288 amino acids. Gene Ontology annotation, molecular function: thioredoxin peroxidase activity. Gene Ontology annotation, cellular component: endoplasmic reticulum; cytosol. The transcript is spliced from 8 exons. Gene Ontology annotation, biological process: hydrogen peroxide catabolic process; cell redox homeostasis; cellular response to stress.